UCCGCUCAGGUGAGCUGGUUAAUGUUUUACCUGCGCGAGAACACGUCACGGUAAGCUUCUGGGGAGAAGACGCACUGGGCGCCUUGGCUACAGUGACCCAUGCCUUUCUGACAUUUUUUCAAGACACGACUGGACUCUGAAGCCUCUUGUGGAAACUUUGCGUGCUUUUUUACAAACUGCCGAGGGUACGAGGACAAUGUCUGCCUCUGCUAUAUUUAUCUUGGAUCUGAAGGGAAAGGUGCUGAUAUGUCGGAACUACAAAGGCGACGUGAACAUGGCAGAGAUUGACCACUUCAUGUCUCUACUCAUGCAACACGAAGAAGAAGGCCUUCUCUGUCCUGUAAUGUCGCAUGGCAGUGUUCACUUCAUGUGGAUCAAGCACAGCAACCUCUACCUUGUGGCCACGACAAACAAGAACUCAAACGCCUCCCUGGUGUAUUCAUUUCUCUACAAACUAGUGGAGGUCUUUACAGAGUACUUCAAAGAACUGGAGGAGGAGAGCAUUCAGGAUAAUUUUGUGGUAGUCUACGAGCUGCUGGAUGAGCUGAUGGACUUUGGAUUCCCUCAAACGACCGACAGCAAGAUCUUACAGGAGUAUAUAACUCAAGAAGGCACUAAGUUGGAGGUGGCAAAAUCCAAGGUGCCAACCACUGUCACUAACGCUGUUUCUUGGCGCUCAGAGGGUAUCAAAUACAAAAAAAACGAAGUCUUUAUCGACGUCAUUGAGUCCAUCAAUGUACUGGUGAAUGCCAAUGGCAGUGUGAUGAGCAGUGACAUUGUAGGCAGCAUUAAGCUGAAAACCAUGUUGUCCGGGAUGCCUGAACUGCGCCUGGGUCUCAACGAUCGAGUGCUUUUUGCCCUCACUGGACGAGACAAGGGGAAGACCGUGGUGAUGGAAGAUGUUAAGUUUCAUCAGUGUGUCCGUCUGUCACGCUUUGAGAGCGAUCGGACAAUCUCUUUCAUCCCUCCCGAUGGAGAGUCUGAACUGAUGUCCUACCGCAUUAAUACUCAUGUGAAACCUCUGAUAUGGAUUGAAUCGGUCAUAGAGAAAUUCUCUCACAGUAGAGUGGAAAUCAUGGUUAAGGCAAAGGGACAAUUUAAAAAACAAUCUGUGGCCAAUAAUGUAGAGGUGAGGGUCCCGGUCCCCAGUGAUGCAGAUUCACCCAAGUUCAAAACUAGCACAGGCAAUGCCAAGUAUGUACCAGAGAAGGACAUGGUGGUGUGGACCAUCAAAUCUUUCCCGGGAGGAAAAGAGUUUCUCAUGAGAGCUCACUUUGGUUUGCCCAGCGUUGAGAACAAUGAGAUGGAGGGAAAACCACCUAUCACAGUCAAAUUUGAAAUCCCCUACUUCACAGUCUCGGGAAUUCAGGUUCGAUAUAUGAAAAUCAUAGAGAAAAGUGGUUACCAGGCCUUACCGUGGGUCCGGUACAUCACACAGAGCGGAGAUUACCAGCUGAGGACCAAUGUGUAAAGCUUAGAAAUGCUUUAUAGCAUAUUCUUCACUUCACUUCCAGAACGUCCACAGGAGCAGAAUGUACUGCACUGACAGAAUGUCUUAAAUAUGUCACCAGUUGUAAUGUUUCUUAUUGUUCUAUGAAAUUGGUUUGAAACGUGAUUUUUUAAUGUGCUUUCUGUACUAUUAUAUCAAAUAAUUUAAAUCAAACAAUCCUCUUGAAACACAUUUUCGUCACUGUUCUUUGUUGUUGUUUUUUUGGUGAUUUGUUUUACUGGUGUGUUUCAAAACCAUUUAAGGGGACGUUUUGCCAUUAUAUUAUAGUUGGGCAAUGUACAAUCACAGUCGCCAAAUUCCGCCUAAAAUUAAAAACUAGCACCCGCCUUUUUUCUACACUCGGCUCUGGAGAAACACAAGCAAAGGAUGGAAAACUGAAUGAACUGGCUGAGACGCCAACGUAUACAAAUCGCCCGCUUUCCUCGCCUCGUGCUGCGAUUGGUCAGCUGCUGCUAUUACCACAGAGAUAGCGUAGUAACAGUGUCGAAACUCCACCCCUUUUGCCAUAUAUGAAAGUCCCACGCCUACCACAUGAGCUGUGAUUGGUCGGCGUUUGCCCUCUCCAAUGUUUGUAAAUUGUAGUCCAGCGACACCGCUGUUUUGGAUCUCAGCGCGCAAAUGUAUUUGUUAAUGUUGACAAACUCCUCUUGUUUGAGCAGUAUUUGAAAAUAGGUGGUUUGAAGAAACAGCGGGCUGGAAAAUCCUAUCGACGCUUUGGCUCUCAACGAACUGAACAAGGCAAGAACGGAGGCUAUCAUGGUCCUGAGUCAGAUGGACGCCGGUAAAGCUUUGACGGCGGCAGCAGCCAAAGGGAAUCCCAGCGAGGUGCAGCGGAUCUUGGAGGAAUGCAGGGUACAUCCUGAUACUCGGAACGAGUUUGGCAGGACCGCGCUUCAGGUCAUGAUGAUGGGGAACCCCAAAGUAGCGAGCCUGCUGUUGGAGAAAGGCGCAGACCCCAACGUGUGCGACAAGCACGGGAUAGCGCCCAUCCACGACGCCGCGCGGACGGGGUUCCUGGACACUCUCCAGGUUCUGGUGGAGCACGGCGCUUCGGUCAACACCCCGGACGAGAACGGCGCCCUGCCCCUCCACAUCGCCAUCCGGGAAGGCCACCGGGACGUUGUGCAGUUCUUGGCGCCGCGAUCGGACCUCAAGCAUGCCAACGUCAGCGGGCAGACGGCGAUAGAUGUGGCCCGGGCCUCAUGUGUCCCCGAUAUGAUGGACUCGCUUUUUGCUCAUAUUCAUAGUUAGUUAGGGACAGCCUUCUAACUGACUCAAACCUCACUUCCUGUUUUUUUUUUUUUGCUUCAGACCUGGUGACUUGAAUUCAUUGCUGUGUAAAGGAUUUAGUUUGUAUUUUUCAUUAAUGGUGGCUCAGCAUUAAUAUGUGACACGGGACAUAUUGUCUUGGCAGCUUAUUUUCAGUGGAUGGGUGGCUAUAUACUGUAGACACCUCUUUUGCACAGUGCAAUUUAGGCACCUUAUAUACAUAAAAAUAUAUAUAUGAAUCUUUUUUUUUUUCCCUAUUGAUUGGGAGUGCACAUCUGUAGAUAGUUCCCCCUCCCCUUCCCUCAGUGUUGUCUAAUUAUUGCAUUCUUUUCAUUGUGUACGAACUGUAACAGUCUAUACACACGUCUGUUUCUUUUUAAACGACAAAACUUGACAUGGUGCACCCUGUUUGCUUUGCAUAGUUGGGUUUCUCUUACUUAGAUGUACUUAGACCUUGAAUUUACUCUUAUUUAUUGUUGGAAUAGGACUGAAUAUUCCCGUGACUUUGUAAAUGGCUACAUUUAUUGUGAUUUUGUUGAAAUGUUAUUUAUACAAAUACUUUUAAAAGACAAAAGUGAGAUUCUUCACUUUGAAUAUUUGAAGAAAGCACAAAAUAAAGAGUUG
Menidia menidia (Atlantic silverside) is the source of this 3403-nucleotide messenger RNA. The record is from the annotation of a GenBank genome assembly. NCBI's taxonomy places the organism in Eukaryota, Metazoa, Chordata, Actinopteri, Atheriniformes, Atherinopsidae.